This is a messenger RNA of Echinostoma caproni, 225 nucleotides long. The record is from the annotation of a GenBank genome assembly. Lineage: Eukaryota; Metazoa; Platyhelminthes; Trematoda; Plagiorchiida; Echinostomatidae.
AUGGGCGAUGAUUUCCACCGUUGGGCUCGGGCGGCCCAGGACUAUAUCGAACUUGUUCCGCCACCAGACCGCAGAAUUGUGCUGCUAUCUCUCAUUGAGGGCGAGGCCAAUGAUAUUGCGCGAGACGAAGGUGUCCUCGAUGCCCCCAUCACUCCAGAAGCCUUCCAGAGACUUCGGGACUGUCUCACAGAUUGCCUCCACGAAGCGAAAUUUUUUCAUCAAUAG